Molecule: messenger RNA, 4201 nt
Organism: Macadamia integrifolia
Lineage: Eukaryota; Viridiplantae; Streptophyta; Magnoliopsida; Proteales; Proteaceae
Product: F-box/kelch-repeat protein At3g06240-like
Exons: 5
Coding region: 133-1257 (374 amino acids)
Molecular function (GO): protein binding
Source: RefSeq, a predicted model, not a curated record
AUACAGUUUUGGGCGGGAGAAAAAUCGUGAAUCAGAACCACUUCACUUCUUUUACCCUUUCUUCUUCUUCUUCUUUUAUCUCUCCGGCGCAACCAACGUAGGAGAAAUACAGAAAGAUUUAAGGGGAUAAAAAUGGAGGAACAGAGAAAAGAAAAGAAGGAACGGAGAGAAGAGGAAACGCGGAUGUCUGCUAGGACGGAAUCGCCGAAUCUUCCAAAUGAAAUCAAAGAUGAAAUAUUCUUGAAUUUACCUGUGACGAGUCUAUUGCGAUUCAGGUGCGUAAUCAGAGACUACUCUCGAUUUUAUAGCCCUAAUUUCAUUAAGAUGCACUUAAACCGACAGAUUGAGAAGGACAAUGGUUCUACUAUCAUCGUUUCUACUGUUUCCAAGAUAUAUAAAGUAAAUAUCGAUGAAUUUCGCUCCCCAAUCCAACUUGAUUUCCCUCAUCGGAAUCCCACCUGCUUAACCCCAAUUGUAGUGGUAGGUUCUUGUAAUGGAUUGCUGUGCUUAACCCAUAGAGGAUUGUACGAAGACACUGUGUAUGUAUGGAAUCCUGCUACAGGAGAUUACAUGCAAUUGCCAGAACAUAUUAACAAUGGAAGUCUCUACAUACGAAUGUUUGGGUUUGGUUAUGACCAUGUUUCUGGUAAAUUCAAGGUGCUGGCAAUUUCACAUCUUGCAGAGAAGAGGCCUGGCCUCCGUAAAGUUGAAGCCUCUGUGUAUACAAUGGGGACAAGCUCCUGGAGAAGCAUUGGAGAAAUUCAGUACCCUCGUUGGGACCCAAAACCGCAGGUGUUUGGUGGUUGUCCCCAUUGGGUUGUGCCUCCUUUGAAGUCUGUUGUUUCAUUUAAUGUUGGAGAUGAGAAAUUCAAGGAAAUUCCAUUGCCCCCUGUCUAUAAUUCUGCGAAAACAGCGAACUUGACUUCAAUGGGAGGCUGCCUUUCUAUGUUUUGUUGUCAAACUUUCCCAGAUCGUUAUGAAUUAUGGGUGAAGGUGGAUGAUGUAUCAGGGAAUACUGCUUGGACCAAACAGCUCUCCCUUAACGUGACUAACAUACCUGGAGAUAGUUGCAUGUUUGGACUCCGAGAAAUAAAGUUAUAUGGCUUCAAAAACGGUCGGGUUUUACUGCGGCAUGAUGGGCCAGCUUUGUUUGACCCAGUGAGUAGUGACGUUAGAUCUCUGCAUCUUCCUGGUGCCCAGAAGGAAUUUAAUGUUUAUUCUUAUAUCGAGAGCCUUGCUAUGGUCACUUUUGAAUAAAUAAAAGGGGUACGAUAUGGAAGGAAUAAAAGGAAUGAUGAAUGAAUGUAGACCAGACCUGUGAUUGCCACCCAUUUCUAUUUAGGGGAUAAGUACUGGAUGAGACGCAAAGUAAAUUCCUCGCUUGGCCCGCGGGAAUGCCAGGUUCGCCACCGGAUGCCCCGGUGCUUGGGUGACUAGGAAGAGAUGUUUCGUUGCCUUCCAGAGGGAAUGCCUAGGGAUGCCGGCUGGAGGGCCUGAUGCUUCAUUGAUUGGGACAUUGAUGAUUAUGUUGAUGUAUUUCCACACUGGCUAGUGUGAUGAGGCAUAUGUGGCAGCCGUUGAUAACGGCAUGUCCUCACCUAUUUGUUGGCAAUGUGGCACUUCACUAUGAUGACUUAACUUAUGAAUUCUAAUUGUUCAUAUGGCCCCGUGCAUGUAGAAUGUUGCUGAGCAAAGUGCGUACUUGGUGAUCGGGGCCAGCAGCGUUCUGUUCCUGAGGAUUAGGGACUCAUUGGCAUUCCUUUUUGACCUAUUAAGUAGUUUUGUAGAAACCAGUACCAUGUGAUAUUUUGAAAUUCCAUGUAAAUAUGUAGAUAGGAAUUUAUCUAGAUGUAAAAACUUGGUCUAUACUUAUUUUCUUGUGUAAAUAGAUUGCCUCCACAGAUAGUAAUUCAAAACUCUUUAAAUACAACCAUUUUGAAAUUCCAUAUUCUUGAUAUUGUCUUUCUUUGAAUGUAUGUUUGGACUGGGACCUGUUUCCCAAAUGAAGGUAUUAUUUCAGGUAUCAAAGCCCCUUCGGGAACGACUUUCCAAAAUUUAAGACAUUGUUGUGAUCCUAUAGCAGGUAAGUAAAGUAUUUCUUUCUCCUUUGCUGGACCGUUGCAACCCCUCUCCUACCAAGGUGUGCUCAUAUUAUAUGUUUGUAUGCUAUAGCUCAAUUUUAUAUUGACAAUGUGCUGCCCCAGAUCAAAGAGAAGAAGAUAAUUGCACUAAAACCUUUUGUUGAUCAGCUUGGUAUGAUAAUGUUCUGCUGGAAAUCAACCGCCUAAGGUGCAGAGUGAAUUAUCAUGCUCUGAAACUCCUACCUGAGAUUGACCAGAUAACUGAACAGUGGGCAUCAAGAAUGAGAAAUUGCACGGGCAGCUCAAACCCCUAUAUGUGACAUUCAGAUGCUAUCCUUUUCAAAUUAAUCUCACCCCUUACCUGUUUGCUGCGUUUGACCUGGUAAUGCAUGAUUUUCCUCAGCAGGGCUCUUCAUUUGAGGUUUGAGAAGGGCAUGGUUGGUUUUUCAUUCUGCGAUUUUGUUGGGACGCAAGUGGUAAAGGCUAAGAUGGCGGGAUUCAGAAAAAAGAAUUGUCUUGUAGGUGCGAGAAUGGCUCCCAUCUAUGGCAACUGGCUCUGCAGAAGUGGAAGGAAAGUACCCCCUUGAGCCUGGGGAAGUGUCUGAUUCUUCCAGCAAUGGGCUAUCCCAAGAAACUCAAAUCUAUGUUGCUUCUGGACGAGUUUAUGGGGGAUUAGAACCGGAUGGCACCAAUUAGGAAUAUGUUCCCGAAUCUGGUAAGCUUAUGGGGGAUCAGAACUGGAUGGCACCAUUAGGAAAUGUUCCCGAAUCUGGUAAGCAUUUUUCCAACUGAUGUGCAAUUCCUUUUAGUUUUUCCAUCUUGAAGUUGCUUAACGACAGAAUUGUGCCAGUUAUAUCCUUAAAAGCUUUAAUAUGCAUGGAACUCAAUUGUACCGAUGCAAAAGAAUUAUGUGACAGGAGGUGAAGGUGGGAUCCACCACUAGCGGGAUUUGAUCCCAGCCUCCCAGGUCAGGGCACUAAUAAACCAUUGACUUUACCAUGUAACCAGCUGGCACCUUCUAUGUCAAGAGGCUUGAAUCGCAUUAAGGUUCUGUUUGUUUCAAUGUGAAAUGCCCAGAAGUAAAAUGAAAGGGAAAUAUUUCAAAUCUCAAAAAAAAAAAAAAAAAAGAAAGCCCUAGUUCUUCGGUAUUGAAUAGUGGGCAAUUCCCUUAUUAUUACUUCUGAUGAAACAGUCUGUAGUUAAAUGUUUUGCAUCCAUUUUUUGACUUCAACCUAUUUUCUGUUGAAAUAAAUGGAGCUUAAAUCUGAAAUAAAGACGGAUAAAAUGUUCAUGGUUCUGUUCCUUUCAUGAAGAGAACGUACUCAUGAGCCAAGAAGUCGGGGAUAAUGCUAGUGAAAGGCAUUUUAACCUAGUCAUGUUGCUAAUUUUGAUUCGGAUGAUUGGGGAAGGACUCAGGGAGGGUGACUUGGUUGAAUUUUCUUGUAGUUGAUGAUUCAUUCUGCAGAGUUAUGAAAGGUUACAAAGGAAGGGUUGGCGAGCCAAGAGGAAUUAGAUGGCCUCAGGAAUCAUGUGAUGAGCUUGGCAGCCCCUGAUUUCUUGUUCUGCUUGAAAUCAGAUGACUCAGGAGGUAACUUUGGCAAUUUGGUCGUUGGGGCUCACAGGUACAUGGGGCACAGACAGAAGUCCAUCAAACCAGACAAGGGUCUCAUGUCAAAGGAGUUUCAGGAUCCUACAUGGAUUGGGCCACCCUUAUGGAGGAUGCCAUUGUCACACACCAUACACGUACUGGAUUGCCAGAAGAGACUUUUCCCAACUAUGAUCUCUGUGAGAACCCUAUAACUCCAUGCAUGUGCAAAGCAUGAGCAUUUAGGGUAUAAUGAUGCUAGAAGCCUGAGUUUCAGAAGAGAAACUCUCUCAGGGGCAUGCUCCCCAAGAAUUUAUUGGUUGAUGCAAAGAAAGAUCAGUGUUCUUCCCCAGGAAAAUAUGAAGACUCACUACAAAGAAUGUCAAUGCAAGGAAUUUCACGAUUGUAUAUACCGACCUGCUAAAGUUAGUUUCUUUUUUUUAUCUUUUCAUGUAGGAUUUGUCAAAUUAUCUCUCCUGUAUAAAAUUGAAACAUUUAAACGUAGUUACUGUUUUUAUGUAUUGUGGCUUCUUAU